UUUCCUGCAAGGUUGUGUCCUUUCUUCAUUAAUGGUGAGGGACCUUAGCUUUCUAUCUCCACAAGUUUCCUGCAAGAAGGUAAGAGCUUUGAUGAAGGAGUGAUUCAUGUUUUCUACAUAAAGGAGGAGAGUUGAAAUAUUUUGCAGUAUAUAAGUCAAUCAUGGUUAUCAAAUCAAGGGGAUCAAGUAGCUCAAUUAGCCAUUAACAACUCUAGCUCAUACAUACCAUGAUGUAUUCAUUCUAUCCUGAAACAUCAACCAUCUAACAUCUGAGAAAGGAAAAAAAAACCAGUAUAUCUAAAAGUCAAAAUUGUCACUAGAAUGAUCGAAGCUAAUAUUCUUGAAGAAGUAGGAGGGGCUGCCGAUCAAAAAAAUUGUCAAUGAAGGAACACUAGAAUCAUGGCAGAUUCCUGAACCUUUCCACUAUUAUCAAAGUAAAAACGGUCUUAUCCAGAGCGCGAGAGACCGGAGAAGCCAAGAAUGACGUUGGGCUGGUCCACAAUAGCGGUGGCGCUAACGUGCGCCGCAGUGGUAAUGCUGCCGGGAAUCUGGUCCGACCCGCUUCCCAUCCGUCACACAGUGGGAGGGCGUAACUUCUGGAAUUCCAAUGUGAACUACACAGAAUGGGCUCUCAAGGAACAUGUUUACAAAGGCGACUGGCUCUAUUUUGUUUUUGACAAGACGCAGUUUAGUGUGCUCGAAGUCAACAAAACUGACUAUGAGUCCUGCAACUCCAACCAUGUCCUUCACGACUAUACUCGUGGUGGAAGAGAUGUUGUUCAACUUAACGAGACCAAAACUUACUAUUUCAUUAGCGGCAAUGGGCAUUGUUAUGGUGGAACGAAAGUAGCGAUUCGCGUUGAAGAUCAUCCGCCACCUCCAAAGGCCCAACCAGCGAAGAACAGUUCUCCUCCUACUUUCAGAGGUCACAUUCUUGUCCCAGCUCUGUUUGCCGUUGCUGCUCUGUGGGAUUCCUUGCUUUUACUUGUGUAGGAGCGCCAGCCUUGUUCGAAUCCACAUUUCUGGCUUUCCUCUAAUUGGUUAAGUUAAUUUGAGUAACGUACUCGACUGUGUACCCAGGAAAGAAAACCCUGGCGUGAUUGGUAGUGGUCUGUACUCAUUUGGUGUUUUCUAAUGUCGUUGACCAGUCUUAUUUCUAUACAUUUUUUGAAAUUUUUUGUUGACUAUUAUUUGAACUUGGAUUAUGCUAUGUGUACCCCAAGUUUUGUACCCCAAUUUGUACCCCGCAGUUUUGCACCAACACUUUGUGUUGGUGUAAAACUAAUUUUUGUUAAAUGCACCAACAUUUGUGUCCGUGUGAAUUUUUAUUAACGCACCAACACUUGUGUCGGUGUAAACCAUCAAAAUGUUUGUGCAAACUUGUGGUGUACAAAUGGGGUAUAUUUUUUGGUGUAAGUGUAGCAUGGUCUUUGAACUUUUCAUGCCUAUUGUUUGUUUGGAGAGUAGAUCCUCUAUCCAAAAAGUCACAUCCCAAAUCCAAUCCCAAUCCCAAGUUUCAUUCUCGGAUAGUUUUCGCAAAGUAUAACAAUUUUGUACUCUAUUAUUUACGGCCUUUUAUUCUGUUUU
This is a messenger RNA of Cuscuta campestris, 1587 nucleotides long. The record is from the annotation of a GenBank genome assembly. NCBI's taxonomy places the organism in Eukaryota, Viridiplantae, Streptophyta, Magnoliopsida, Solanales, Convolvulaceae.